This is a messenger RNA of Argiope bruennichi, 2997 nucleotides long. RefSeq names its product bestrophin-2-like. The transcript has 10 exons. Bases 533 to 2344 code for a protein of 603 amino acids. The record is from RefSeq and is a predicted model, not a curated record. NCBI's taxonomy places the organism in Eukaryota, Metazoa, Arthropoda, Arachnida, Araneae, Araneidae. Gene Ontology annotation, molecular function: chloride channel activity.
GACAAGCUAGUUUGAGUGGCCAAUCCCAAAGCAUUCUGAAGAGAACUAGGGAUUCGCACUACUUGUUCCCUCUGCUAGUCAGUCUGUGGUUUUUCAACACCGUUGCGAGUGAUCUGCAGCCAAUUGCAUGCCAUUUUGCAAGUGAAGAUCCUGAAAAUCCUCUCCGUUUUCAAACGUGUCUAGUUUUCUUCUAAAACAUUUGUGUCGAGUCUUAUAAGUUGGCGACGCAUGUUGGAUUCUUAUUGUCUACCAGUCGCUAUGAAAAUUUAUUUUCCUAUAAGUCAAGUUGCUGUGGCUCUUGGCCACGACUUCUGGUCUCCCUGGAAAAAUCAAUUGGACACUUGAUUCUUCAAGUGAAACGCGCCCCACUCGCAAAGCAGUUUUAGGAAGAGACAUGUGUACUAUAUGCAUAAUAAGUAAUGUGCUGUCAGUAUUUUAACUAAUCGUAGCCUGUGCUUUGGCUGUGUGUAAGACUUGACUGAGAAUUCGAAAAACUUUGAGUUGGUUCAAAAGAGGCUUGUGCAUUUCAAUUAUGACCGUGACUUAUUCACUUCACGUAUCCAAGGCCCGUCUUUGUGGUUUUGCGAAACUCUUGACUCGAUGGAGAGGAAGUAUCUACAAACUUCUUUACAGGGAGAUGCUUAUUUUCGUAUUUCUCUAUUACUCCCUACUGGUACUCUACCGGUUUGUUUUGAAUGACGAUAGCCGUGUGACUUUUGAAAAGCUAGCAAUUUAUUGUGAAGCUUUCACAGAUCUUAUACCUUUGUCAUUUGUGCUUGGAUUUUAUGUCACAAUUGUGGUGGGAAGAUGGUGGCAGCAGUAUCUCGCUAUUCCCUGGCCUGAUAAGUGCUGUAUGUUGAUUUCAACUUACGUGAAUGGCGCUGAUGAAAGAGGCCGAAUGAUUCGUCGAACCUUGGCCAGAUAUUUGAACUUAAUGGCAGCCUUAACCUUCCAGGCCAUCAGCCCUGCAGUUAAAAAGCGCUUUCCAACAAUAGACCAUUUAGUCGAAGCAGGAUUGAUGACUAAAGAAGAAUGUCAAGUCUAUGAUGAUGUCUUGAUGACCCAUGGUAAAUGGUGGGUUCCUGCUCAGUGGUUUGGCUCAGUUGCUGCCAGGGCUAGAAGAGAAGGCCGUAUCAAAGAUGACAUUCUUUUUAAGCAUUUACUUGAUGAAAUGCAUGUUUUCAGAGGCAAUUGUGGACUUCUUUUCAGUUUUGACUGGAUUAGUAUUCCUUUAGUUUAUACGCAGGUAGUAACGCUGGCAAUCUACACGUAUUUUAUUGCUACAGUGAUGGGCCGUCAGUAUCUGGAUCCCAAGAAAGGAUAUCCUGGUUAUGAAAUAGAUCUUUAUGUACCAGUAUUUACUUUAUUGCAAUUUUUUUUCUACAUGGGAUGGCUUAAGGUAGCUGAACAGCUUAUAAAUCCCUUUGGGGAAGACGAUGAUGAUUUUGAAUUGAAUUGGUGCUUGGACAGAAAUCUGCAGUUGUCCUAUAAUGUGGUUGAUGUCAUGCAUCAAAGCAAUCCACGCCUUGUUAAAGAUUUGUUUUGGGACGAAGUGGAGCCACAGCUGCCUUAUACGCGGUCAUCUUUCAAUUUGCGAACACAGCCUCAUCUUGGAUCGGCAAUGGAUUUAGAUGUUAAUCUGGAGGAGUCUGAAUUUAUUACCAUGGAAACUAUUAUGGAAGAAGAUAAAGAGGAGAACAAUUACACCAGUCCUCCUAGAACCCCCGCCUUUGACCAAACUGGCCACUUUAAUUUUCCGACUGAUACCCCUACUCGGAGAACAAGUACGUGCAGUAUUGAUACGGACAAUACAUCCUUAUCCAGGUUUCGACUGCCGGACUUUCCAGGGAGAUUGGUAAACAUGAUUUUGGGAUCGAAUCGGGAAUUAUCUCACAGCACCGAUUCGAUGAAGGAUGCCCAUAUGAAUGGAAUCAACACACCCUUCAUUUUGAAAUCUCCUUGUCAUCGUCGAAGAUCUUGCGCAGAGCCUUCUCCACUUGCCUUAAGUGACGAUAGAACAUCCGCCGAGUCCCCUCUUUUAACGCCAGCAUUCCAACAAGAAAAGGAUUCGGAAAGUAACAAAGAAGGAUUGUUGUCUACUGAGCAACCCAUUGUUUUUCAGGAUAAGCCACCAGAAUAUUGUGCCAUCAAAAUCCCCGAUCUAUCUGUGGUUGAAGAAGAAAGUACAGGUAGCUCUAGAGGUUCCUCACCAGUUCAUGAUCAGAGUCAAAGUGGUCAGCAAAGAAAUGGGAAUGAAGCAUAUCAGUCGCAGGAAAGUCUUUUAAUUUCUUCAGAUAGCCAAAGCACAGACAGUUCUUCUCAUCUUUUAAAAAAUGUGGUUUAAAAGUAUCUUUACUAGUUUAAUUCAGGAUAUAGGGUUUUUGAUAGUGCCUUUCCUAAUUAGUUUUGAAUUUCCAUUUUAAUAAAACCAGUUGCAAUUUCAAAAUAUUUUACUGAUAGCAAAUCAUUUUUCAGAAAUUCAAUUUUAAUUAAGUGUAUUAUAUAAAAGCUAUAAGAAAUUCGGUUUGCAAGCCUUGAAUAUUGCAGAUAGAAUACAAUAAUUGUUAAAAUUCUCUAAACUGUGUGUAAUGCAUAGAGCUGAUAUAUAAAUGGAGGGAGCUAGUCGCUUGUUUCUUGUCUAAACAAGUGUACCCAACUUGAGUGACGUGACUUAGGGAAAAUCUGGGAGUAAGAUACCUUUUUUGGCGCCAUAUCGCAAAUCUUGGCAUACUCAAAAACUGCAUUGGGUCCGGUCGGUUUUCAUUUCCGGUUAACAUUUCCUAACAUUUAUAUAUACUUUGAAAACUAAGAAAACUGGUUUAGUUUUUUACUUUGUUUUUGUGCAUUAAUUAAAAGUGAUAAUUUUUUUGCUUUAAGUAAACAUUUUAUUUCUUUUCUUUACCUAAAAACAUCUUUUAAUUUUACAUUACACGUUCAAAUACUUUUAUUAUUAUCUCAUACAGAUAAAAAAAAAACUUUUAUAAAAGCAGAUUAUAA